AUGGAUUGGAGAGCGUUUUUGCCGUUGAUAGUUCUGGCAACUCUAACGGCAGCAGCAGAGGUCAAUCCUUGCGAUCCACAAUGUGUGACGUUCGAAGAAAUCAACACUCUUUGGGCCCACGAAGAUCCCGAACUGUACUGGCAGUGCGAUCCCCUGGAAGAGGAUCUGUGGAUUCCGGUUAUUAGAAUCUGUGCUCCGGAGACAUUGUUCAGUUUCCGACAGCAGACGUGCGUUCAUCCAGAUGAUUGGGAGGAAAAUUGCGUUACUUCAGAUGGUGGUGACGAAGAUCCGGAUGAUAAGGAUCCCGAUGAUGAAGACCCAGGUGGCGAAGAUCCUGAUAGUGAAGAUCCAGAUAGUGAAGACCCGGAUGGCGAAGACCCGGGUGGUGAAGAUCCGGAUGACGAAGAUCCCGAUGGCAAAGAUCCCGAUGGUGAAGACCCGGAUGGCGAAGGCCCGGAUGGUGAAGACCCCGAUGAUGAUGACUCUGGAGAAACCGAUCCAGACGAUAACGAUCCAAACGAUCCUGAGAAUGACGUAGAUCCUUGCAUUCCACGUUGUGCAACCUUCCAGGAGAUCAACACUCUAUGGGCUCAUGAAGAUCCUGAACAUUACUGGCAAUGCGACCCAUUAGAGGAAAAUGUAUGGAUUCCCGUUCUAAGAAUUUGUGCUCCAGAAACACUGUUUAGCUUCCGACAGCAAACAUGCGUUCAUCCAGAUGAUUGGGAGGAGGUUUGCCCUCCUUCUGGCGGUGAGACUACUCCUGAUGAUGAUGAUAAUACCGAUCCAGGAGAUCAAGACCCUGGAGACGAAGAUCCUGAUGACGAAGAACCUGAUGAGACAGAUCCAGAUGAUAAAGACCCAGAUGAUGGCGAUGAAACCGAUCCGGACGAUAAUGAUCCCGGGGAUGAAGAUCCUGGUGACGAAGAAUCUGGCGAAACUGAUCCAGAUGAUGAAGACCCGGAUGAUAAAGACCCUGAUGGUGAAGAUCCUGAUGACACGGAUCCCGACGAUCCAGAUGACGAGGACCCUGAUGAAACUGAUCCAGAUGACAACGACCCAAACGAUCCUGAGAAUGAUGUAGAUCCUUGCGUUCCACGUUGCGUAACCUUCCAGGAGAUCAACACACUAUGGGCCCACGAAGAUCCUGAACAUUACUGGCAAUGUGAUCCGUUAGAGGAACAUAUCUGGAUUCCCGUUCUUAGAAUUUGUGCUCCAGAAACACUAUUUAGUUUCCGACAGCAAACAUGUGUUCAUCCAGACGAUUGGGAGGAAGUUUGCCCUCCUUUUGGUGGUGAAACUACUCCUGACAAUGGCGAUAAUACUGAUCCAGAAGAUCAAGAUCCUGGAGACGAAGAUCCUGAUGACGAGGAACCUGACGAGACAGAUCCAGACGAUAAAGAUCCAGAUGAUGGUGAUGACACCGAUCCGGACGAUAAAGACCCUGGAGUCGAAAACCCAGAUGAGGAGCAUCCUGGCGAAACAGAUCCAGACGAUGAUAAAGACCCUGAUGAUGAAGAUCCUGAUGAUUCAGAUCCCAACGAUCCAGAUGACAAAGACCCCGAUGAUACCAAUCCAGAGGACAAAGAGCCAGAUGACGAAACCCCAGAUGACGAUGAUCUUUGUCCGGAGCCUUCCUGCGUUACAUUCGAGGAAAUAAACACUCUCUGGGCGGUGCCGGAUCCGAAUUUCUUCCUCCAGUGUAGACCUACUCAAAACCCACCGGUGUGGGUUCUUCAGCAAAUGCCCUGCGCUCCCGGAACCUGGUUUAGCUUCCGCAUUCAAGUGUGCGUUUUCCCCGAGGAUUGGCGUCCUUGCGUGGGCCAACUUUCGCCAGCCAUUCCGAAAGACAUCCGAGACUACACAACUGUUGACGAUGGCUACUUCAAUCCGGUGGCUUGUCCGUGUGCGGUUUCGGAAUCAUACUGUUCGUGUGUAGAUCACCAACCGCCAGUGCCGAAGGAUGUCGUCUGUGGUGUUCCAAAAUGUGACUCAGAGCAAAACAAGCGAGUUCUUUGGCCCGGUUCCACAGGAGAUAGUUUCUACCAGUGCGUCUCGGAUGAAACGCAGGUGCCGAAAACGAUCGGAUUGCACUGUUCUUUGGGCAUGUUGUUUGAUUUCCGUUUACAGCGGUGCAUUCAUUGGGCAAAGGGUAUUACCACCUGUUCGGUAAGAUUGGCACAUGAUCAGUUUUAA
Sabethes cyaneus is the source of this 2193-nucleotide messenger RNA. Its product is annotated as protein starmaker-like. Bases 1 to 2193 code for a protein of 730 amino acids. Gene Ontology annotation, molecular function: chitin binding. The transcript has a single exon. Gene Ontology annotation, cellular component: extracellular region. NCBI's taxonomy places the organism in Eukaryota, Metazoa, Arthropoda, Insecta, Diptera, Culicidae. The record is from RefSeq and is a predicted model, not a curated record.